Aplysia californica (California sea hare) is the source of this 1750-nucleotide messenger RNA. Its product is annotated as dysbindin protein homolog. NCBI's taxonomy places the organism in Eukaryota, Metazoa, Mollusca, Gastropoda, Aplysiida, Aplysiidae. Gene Ontology annotation, cellular component: cytoplasm. The record is from RefSeq and is a predicted model, not a curated record. Gene Ontology annotation, biological process: negative regulation of protein kinase activity.
CUAGUGAUAUUCCAAGUCUAAUGGGAAUAGUCAGUUUGUCUAGGACUUUCUAUUCCCAAGUCGCAUUUUCUGAAUUUGGUUUACGUUCUCUGAUUGAUUGAGUAUCGUUUUUUAAACCAAAAAGCGUUUAAUUCUGAGUGCUGACUUUGAAAAACAUACAUGGAAGACUUGGAAUAGCGCACCGACAGUCGACAGGGGACACGUUAUUCCCAGACAACUGGGGAUAGCCACUGUGUUCUACAUCAUGUGGCUUGUCUGUCAUGUGACCAACAAGAUGGCAGACGAAUGACUGCGACGACAGACUGGUCUCGCUUAUAUUUGAGGACACGUUUAAUUUGCUUUUGGGGGAGAGAAAAGAGGAAGGAAGCUUUGGCCCAAUCGAUUAGAUUUUGAGUUUAUCCUGGCAAUACUCAUUUAUAUAAGAGCGUACAUGUUAGUCUCAAAUGCUUAAAAAAUGAGUGUUUUCAAGAAACUUAAAGGGACCUUUCAAAAUGCUCAACAAGAUUUUGUUGACGGUCUGCGAGCUCUCACAUCCCUAGAUGGCCAACCCCGGCAUGAACAGCUCAAAGACAUCCGAGCCAGGCAGAUCAACCUUGAUGCAGGAGCAGACUUACUUCACAGAUGCUCUCCGCAAAGACUUUGCUGUAGCUGAGAAAGCGAUGGACAUGCUGGAAAAUCUCUGCGAAGAAAUGGAACAGAAGGAUCAGUGUGCGAAGGAAAUGCAGAAACUGUCUAAAUAUAGAAACAAGAAAACAAUGGAAGCUCAGAAGGUCAAAGUGGAGCUUGCACAGACGCACGCUAAGAAGAUGGUGGAGCUGGAGUCCGCAAAACGAGAGAGUCUGCAGGAGAGGGCGGAGGCGUUUACCUCAGCAUUUGAGCAGGAUGUGGAUUAUUACAAGGUUCAUGGACACCCCGAUCGAGUGCCCACAGAGUUCCCCAAAGUGACCAGUCUGAGCGACAUCGAGAUAGAGUCGGACAGACAGGAGCUGGACUGUUUCCUCGGCUCUGAUACAGAGCCCUCAGACGCCCUGGAGCUGCCCGAGGAAGGGACGUACAUUGAGGACGACUAUACUGCAGACUUCUCCGUGAAAGAGGACGACGACCGGAUCGACGAGAGAGACAUUCUAGGCGUCCACGAACAGAUGACCAUCACAAAUAUAGAUUACGACGAUGAUGAUGAGGAUGAUGAUGAUGUUGAUGAUGAUCUUCGUCCUGAAGAAGUAUCGUCAAGUCAAGGUCGGGCAGAUGAUGGAGAAGGUCAUGCCGAGGGAAGGGUUGAAGGUGAUACUCAGUCGUCGGAGAAUACGCCGCACGGGAAGGAGGGGGAUGCUGGUGGUGUUGAUGGUAAUGUUGAUGAUGCUGUUGGUGGUGGUAAUGUUGAUGGUAGUGGUGGUGCUCCCCGUGAAAGUGAUGUUGCAUCCAACUCCGACGACCAGACAGUGGUCAAAGACUCAGGGAUCAGUGGAGAAGCCUCUUGAUAUUUGAAACAAGACUAAAAAUGUUUUGUUUUUUUUGUAUUUGUGUGCACUCAGACUCAAGGGUGUGGUUGCCAUAUUAUUAUUUUCACACAAUUUACCGAUGUGCCUUGUUUACCGAUGUGUGGGGGAACUGUCGGUACAGAAAUGUCUCUUGCUUUUCGUAAACUUUGCUUUUGCCCGGAUUGCACCUUACGUUUCAUUACGCCAAAGAUAGUACAAGACAAGAUGGGCCACUUCUCUCUUUGAGCCAAUUAAAAAAGUGUCCUCAAAAU